AUGACAGACCCCAAAAAAGAUGGGGUGACUUUAUCCCUGGUACUCCUUUACAGUGGUAGUUUAACGGUUGCCGCUGGUUGCAACGUCGUUAUUGGUUCACUCCUUCUGCUGUUCCCUUCCCCUCCACCUUCUUCACUCCUGUUGAUAGGAGAAUUAAUGCCUCCUGCGCGUCCUCUCUCUACGAGGCGUUAUUCUACUCAAUCUUCUUCACCUUCCUCCCCUUCCGAUGGAGUAGGAGAAAAGAACCAAGGUAAACCUGCUCGUAAACGUCUUUCCAAGGCGGAAAAGGAUGGUAGAGUUUUCCCUGGUGAGGUCCAAGAAGUUAUUACAGAGUGCUCUUCUAUUCUAAAAGAAACCGGUAAGACUUACUCUGCUUAUCAAUUCGCUACCUUCACGUUGCCUUUCUUUACUACCCUCUUUAAUCACUGGUAUCAUAAUGUAGAAGGGAAGAACGUCAAAGUUCUUCCUUCCAAUAUUGCUGAGCUGCUGACUCCUGUUGCCUUAGCCUUUUGGCUCUCAUCGGAUGGCAGUUACCAGAAGGAUAACGGUGUAGUAAUCCUCUGUACGGAUUCAUUUACAGCUGAUGAAGUUGACCUUUGA
This is a messenger RNA of Entrophospora candida, 600 nucleotides long. The record is from the annotation of a GenBank genome assembly. NCBI's taxonomy places the organism in Eukaryota, Fungi, Glomeromycota, Glomeromycetes, Entrophosporales, Entrophosporaceae.